GGAGUUUCAAAUGAAUGAUUAAAGCUCAUAAUUGUUAUGGCUUUUACUGGAUGGCUGUGUAUAUGGCCAGAAAUGGAGAUACAUCUCCUUUUAUUCUAUUAUUCACAAACUCAUUACGUUGACUAGAGUAUUUCAUCAUCAUAAUCGUCAUCAUCAGUUCUUCCUAUUUAGUAAAAAUUUAUGGCCCACGACUAAAAUAACUGCCUAUCCAACUUCAAAGAGUCUACGACUAUCCCGGGAUUCCUUUUGAGUGAAACAAGGGUCAAAGUUUCGGAAACACAGCUAAUGGUGGUAGUACUUCCUGUUUGAAAUGGAAUAGUUGAAAUCCUCAGAGAGGUGUGUGUGGAGCCCUGGCAAUGAACAGCUAUAGUCAGAAAGGCCUCAACAUGUCUGAGUCUGAUGAAGUUAUCUGAGGAAUGAGGGCUGACUUUGAGUAGAGGAUGUUGGAGCAGUGGCUGUUAAAAAAAAGAGGUAAUUUUUAUGUUCAGAUUAAUAGUUUUUCGGGUGGACUCUGGUGAGACUGCGUCACUGUUAGUCAGGAGUUGGUUGUGGUGGUGAUACCUGAAGGUUGUCUCUGGGGACAGCGUGUCCCAACAUGCUGAGAUGAUGGGAUAAAAAACAUGUACUGCCGCAGCAGUAGAUAUAAUAUCUGGCUGUGUAUGACUCACACCCUGAAGCUGCUUUAUUUCUCUGGGGCCUUGAAACCUUGGUUUGCCAAAGUCAUUCUCAAGCAAAAUCAUACGGACAUAAAUCAGCAGUGAUGUCGCCCACGUCUGAGUAAACACUGGAACUAUUCAUGAGUUAGCACUGCAACAGUUUUACUCAUCCACUCAUGUUGGGAGUUGAAGGCAAGGCACACUGUGUCUUCAGAAGUGCACUUUUCCCAUUUAUACAAGCUGUGUUCAGACCCUGGAAUGACUUCUGAAGCCAUGAUCUUGACAUUUACAGUGGGGAUGUCUUCCCAUUAGUCACCGAUGCUGUGGGGUUAUUACAAAGUGUGAACACUAUUAUUUCAUGGUGACUAAGUGAUUGGCAACAGAGCUAUUGUGGGUGGGUUACAGAUAUAGUGUGUGAAUAUAUCAUUUUAAUUGAUGUUAUUUUCUUCAAUGUCACAUGUAAUUAUCAUUAAUUAUAUUGUGUGAAACAUUAAGAAAAUCAGUUGUUUCUUUCAAAUUCUCUGAAAGAGAUCUGCUUGCUUCUCACGUAAUGAGAGUGCUCAUGUAUAGCUGUGGGAAAUUAGUCAACGUCUGUAAAUUACGACCUGAGGCCAUUUUAAACUUGCAAUUGAAUAAUGAACUUUGAACAAUGCAUGGAAAAUUGUGCCAUUGUUCAUUAAUCUUAUUGUCUGUUUUAGUGAAAGUCUGUACAGUGACAUUGUAAAUCUAGUAGUUUCGUAGAGUCUUAAAUCCCUAUAGAGUGCCUUUUUCCCGGGGUGAAGCUGUGGGCUUAAUCAGUUUCCUACCGUCUGUGUAUAUGUCUAUUAUGUAGGGAUCAUGACUUUUGGACUCAGGAUCCCAAGACUAGAUAACUGAGGAACCACCAAGCUAGGAGACAAGAAGCAACAUCCAUUCAUUUUAGUCAUUUGUUGAUUGAAUACCAAAAUCAAACCUACGCUCUGGCUACGGCGCUGCAGAAAUAUUUGUGAUGAAUCAAUUUACAGUCAAUGACUUCCCACACAGCAGACAGAAUUGGUGUUGAAACAGAUCAAGACAUUUGUGAUAAGUCAAAGCAACCUGUACCACUCAGAUACAGGACCAUUGUGGGACCUUAUCAGCUCCUGGAUGACGAUGAGGAAACCAGUCUGGUGGAAGAGAUGGUUGUCUCCUGUAGCCAAAACAUCUGAAACCUUUGGGUUAGAAGUAAAAGAAUUAACUGAGGAGAAAGAAGCACAGCACUUUUCUUAUUUUCAAAAUGUUCCUAAUCUUUAUAAUUUACAAUGAUUUAAUGCGAAUACAUGUGGAUUUGAUACAGUAUAUUAGUCCUGGUUGUUUAGAUUUGAUCUUAACAUUAUAAUGUGAUGUCUUGGCCACUACCUUUUGAAUACCUGAUUAAUUAUUAAGUAGGUCUAAAUUUGAAUUAAUCAUUAAGGUUAAUAAUUAGAACUAAAUCAUUACUUCUAAUGUUACGUAACAUUUUCCAUAGAAAAAAAAAGGUAAUGAGUGGCUUCAGGGUUCUUGUGUAACACUGAUUGUAAUAGUCCAUCAAGUGUGUUUGUCAGACAUGACACAAACACAAAACGUCCUUCUUAGAAUUGAUGAAUAACAAAUUCCAGCUUCAUUUAACCAAGCACACGUGCUACAGAUUUAAAAAGGAAUGUAAAUUGUUAAACUGUUUACCAAGAUGCAGCUUUAAACCGUCUUUUAAUUGACUGCUUUGUUUAUUUCUGUUGUAGUAAAAACAAAGGGCUUCACAUGGACUCAUCACAGAAUAUAAAUACAAAAGCUAGACGGGAUGAUGGUGUUUUCCAUUUGAAUGGUAUUUCGAUCAGAUCGGUUUUUCUUCUUUAAUAGUAGGUUUCUGUUACAUGUGUACACAAGAUGUCAACAUAUUUCUGCACGCUAAAUACACAAAGUGACAUAAAUGUGUACUUUAUUCACUGGGCUAGAGCUUAAGUGGCACUAAAAUGAAAACAUCACUCUAUUUUACAUAAAUGACACUUCGUAAUGUUAUUUUAUAAUUACAUUAUCACAUACAGCUGCCUUCGAAAACGAGUUUUCAUGCUUCAGUGAAGUUUCCCACAACCAUCACUUUGCAUUACCUACUGUAUGGGUUGUAUAGUAUCUCAGAAAGUUUAGCUUAAAUUAAAAUCAAUUCUUUAUUUUGCCCUUAAACCGCAGUCCCUGGGCUCUUGUUUGUGCAAUUCCUUGGGUUGUUAAGCAGACUUAACAGGCAGCUUUCAGCCCUGGUACUUUUCCUCUCUUCUGUGUUCAAUGUGGGUAUUUGGGAUAUAAAAGGACUUGCCCGCUUUGCCAGCUUCAGCCCAUAAAAGGACAAGAGAACAUGAAAGUGUUUAUCGUUCCCCUCUAGCGUGUCACAUUGGUGGCUGCAAAAGCGAUGGAGGGGGUCCUUAAUAAAUACACAUGCAUGCAUUCCUCACCCCCUGCAAGGUGAGGGCCACAUAAACAGAAAUGUGUCCAGUGGACUGUUUGUUCCACCGGGCGGACACCUGCAUAAUCCGCAGGACAUUUGGCUGUAAACGUUAUGAAAAACAGACAAUUUCACCUCCAGAUUACACAAACACCUACUACAACAUGCACAGGCCUGCCUCCUGCUGCUGCUGCAUGCCAGAUUAAUAUGCUGUACACAGACUGGUGACCCCUCCACUCCCAAUCCCGGCCCACCAUCUCUGAAGCACAUUCUCUGAGAAACAAAUUCCUCACAAAGAAACAUAACAGUGCAACGAUGGCUGAGGGGGCCCCUCUGGUUACAGCAGAGUGGGAGGAGGCGCGGAAUGAAAGAGGACAGAGUAUGGAGCAGUGAAAGAAGGAGGGAGAGGCACAGAACAGAGAAAGAGGGGGUGUCAAAAAGGAGGAGCUGGUGGAGAGAGUCCGAAGGAGACCGUUAAAAACAGAAAGAAGUGAAGAGUGAGCACAUGUGAGAGCAGACGGAGCAGGAACAAGAGAGAAAAACCACCAAGAUCCAACAGGAAUGAUGUCACUGUGCACAACCAUUGUUGGGCUUCUUCUUUUUCUGAUCGUCUCACCACUCCUCCACUCUCAACUCUACAUCCAUGCUGCUUCAACCUCCUCUCCCAUCACUCGACACCGAAUCAUUUUCAUGACUAGCUUGGACUCUGAUGACGACUACGGUGAUGAUUACCGGGAUGAGGACAAACCAACUACUGACAUAGUGUCCGCUAAGAGGAUAACUGUUGUCCACACUCAGCCAUGCAAGUAUAACCCCUGCUUGGAGAACCAGGAGCCCUGCAACAAGCUGGCACAACAGACUGGAUGUCUCUGCCCUGGGUUCAGUGGAGCUGAUGUGCCUCCUCUUCCUCCACGCCUUCAAACACUUCUGCCAGUUAGUCAUGGAGAGAAUAGAGGAAAAAUAGAGGUGAAAUGGUGCGCUCCACCUUCUUUUGUGUCCCACUACAGAGUGACGAUGGAGGGGAAUAAUGGUGAUGCCUUGCAGUUCAAAAGUGCACUUCGACAGGGUUUUAUAGGAUCUUUGGAAGUUGGGACCAGGGUGUGUGUGGAGGCUGUGAACGGUGCAGGAAACAGCGCCUUUUCGGAAGUUUCCUGUCAGCGUUAUGAUCCACCAAAUUCUUCUGAGCAUAAUUUGCUGGGUUGGAUAUUAGGUGGUGGUGUGGUACUUCUUCUCCUUAUAGUUGUGACAUCAGUCAUCCUGUGGAAGAAAAAAGGGUGCGGCAGGGCAAAGAGAGACUCCACUGACGGACUUGGGAACCCAUCUUAUAGCACAGAAGGAACUCUGUAAUCCACACAUGCAGUAAGGACUACAGUCCUUCCGGUUUUCACUGACCACAACUGUAUAGUUAUGGGAUGGUGAAAUGAUUCA
This is a messenger RNA of Cynoglossus semilaevis (tongue sole), 4515 nucleotides long. RefSeq names its product LRRN4 C-terminal-like protein. The coding region runs from base 3649 to 4434 and encodes 261 amino acids. The transcript has 2 exons. Gene Ontology annotation, molecular function: protein binding. Lineage: Eukaryota; Metazoa; Chordata; Actinopteri; Pleuronectiformes; Cynoglossidae. The record is from RefSeq and is a predicted model, not a curated record.